GGCUCUCCGAGGCUGGCAGAGUUGAAUGCAAAGACGAAGAACAGGAGAAGCUCUGAUACUGCCUUCAGAUUAGACCUCAGCAACAUCCGAAUUUCACAGCUAUGCUGCCGUUCCGCGGAACCCGCACUAAUUAACUGGUUUAUCUGCGUUCGAAAGAAUGUUCAUAGCCACUGUUUCCCAAAGGAUGCGCACUUAAAAAAAUUAUGUCUAAAGAACCUGAUGGAUUAUCAAACACCGUUUUGUUUAAUUUGUCAUUGAGAGUGCCAGUUGAGAAAAGCUCUUUUUAGGAGGUCUUGGCAAAUAGAUGUUUUUUUUUUCGUUUCGAAAUCAAACGCGUUUUCAGCAGAGAACGACCCGCAACAUCGGAUCUGCUCGUAUUAGUGCCUGUGGAUCUCUCACUGUCAUAAUUACAUUUGCACUGGUGAACUGUUUUGCAUCGCAAUGGAUACAACUAUGUGGAGUUAUAUAUUAGGUCUUUUCAUGGUUGCUUGUCGAGUAAAACUAGCUCGAUCAACAGUUUUAGAAUCAAUAUACUGGAAUACUUCGAACACCAAGUUUGUCCCAGGAAGGGGUGUAGUACUAUACCCUCAGAUCGGAGACAAAAUGGACAUUGUGUGUCCAAGAUUCAAGCCAGGCUCGACUGAGCAGACGAACAUUGAAUACUUCCGGGUCUAUCAUGUUCCCAAAGAACAACUUGAGACCUGUCGAGUCACUAAAGGUGACAUGUUACUGCUCAACUGUGACAAGCCAGACCAGGACGUGAAGUUCACCUUCAAGUUUCAAGAGUUCAGCCCCAACCUGUGGGGCCUGGAGUUCUACAAAGAAAAGGACUAUCACAUUAUCUCCACAUCGAACAGCACUUUUGAAGGUUUGGACAACCACGAAGGUGGUGUUUGUAAGACCAAAUCUAUGAAGCUGGUUCUGCGAGUUGGACAGAGUCCUACAGAUUCAUUCUCAGCUAAAAACUAUCCAACUAGAAAUCCUCCAAAAUACCCUGACAGUAAGGAACAAAACACCUUCAGCAAAGAAAACGAUGCUGUCAACAGAGUUGACCCCAUGCAGAAUGGUGAGUCCGGGGGCAAUAGCGGAGAGUCUGUAGGAUCCGCUGGAUCAGAAGUAGCCCUGUUUGCUGGUGUUGCAUCUGGUGCGGUCAUCUUCAUCAUCAUCAUCAUCGCUCUGGUAGCACUGCUGCAUCGGCGUCAUCAGAAACACUCUGCGCAGUGCUCCGCCCAGCUGCCCUUAAACACGCUGCCCAAACGCGGAAGUGCUGCCACUGGAGGCAGCAACAAUAACGGCUCCGAGCCGAGUGACAUCAUCUUUCCGCUGCAUACUUCAGGAAGCAUGUACUGCCCGCACUACGAGAAGGUCAGCGGUGACUACGGCCACCCUGUCUAUAUCGUCCAAGAAAUGCCACCACAAAAUCCUGCAAACAUUUACUACAAAGUUUGACAGAGAACGGACAACAAGCCAUGGCAACCCUCUACAUUGCGAGUAAAUCAC
Carassius carassius (crucian carp) is the source of this 1500-nucleotide messenger RNA. Its product is annotated as ephrin-B2a-like. Gene Ontology annotation, cellular component: plasma membrane. The record is from RefSeq and is a predicted model, not a curated record. Gene Ontology annotation, molecular function: ephrin receptor binding. The coding region runs from base 442 to 1449 and encodes 335 amino acids. Gene Ontology annotation, biological process: blood vessel morphogenesis; ephrin receptor signaling pathway; axon guidance. Lineage: Eukaryota; Metazoa; Chordata; Actinopteri; Cypriniformes; Cyprinidae. The transcript is spliced from 5 exons.